Molecule: messenger RNA, 912 nt
Organism: Trichoderma virens Gv29-8
Lineage: Eukaryota; Fungi; Ascomycota; Sordariomycetes; Hypocreales; Hypocreaceae
Exons: 3
Coding region: 1-912 (303 amino acids)
Cellular component (GO): cytosol
Molecular function (GO): oxidoreductase activity
Source: RefSeq, a predicted model, not a curated record
AUGGCCGCACCUUGGCCCUCACCGACGAAGAAAUGGCAUGACGACGCAUACAUGUACCCAGCAAUAGACCCAAGUCGUCCAGAACUUGCGCUGGUUGGCAAGAUAGCAGUCAUUACAGGAGGUGGUAGCGGCAUUGGAGGCGCCAUUGCUCAGUCAUUUGCCAAAGCCGGUAUUUCCCGUCCCGUAUUAAUCGGACGGCGACUUCAAGUUUUGCAAGACAAUAGGGCCAAGAUUGCCGCCAUCGAUGCCAGAACCGAGGUUCUACUGAUUCAGGGAGACAUUGUCAACGCGGACUGGAUACAGAAAGCAUUUGAGACUGUCAAAUCCACUUUCGGAGAGCCGCAUAUUCUUGUCAAUAAUGCUGCCUACUUCGAUGGGCCAGUUUCAGCGUUGAAGGAUGAUGUCGAUACAUGGUAUCAAGCCUUUGAGAUCAAUGUAAAGGGCAAUCUUCAUGUAAUCAGGUCCUAUCUAUCUGUUGCAGCGACGUCGCCGAGGAUCUUGAACGUGUCAAGCGGACAGGCUCACUUGAAUGCCAAAUUCUUUUCGGGCAUGUCUGCCUAUCUGUCAUCAAAGAUGGCACAGCUGCGUAUGAUUGACGCCAUUCAAGCAGAGAGACCCGAUGUGUUUAUAAUGAACUGCCACCCGGGGCGUGUGAUGAGCGAAAUGUCAGCGAAGAUUGGCAGAACAAAGGGUAUUGAUACGCUGGAACUCUCGGGAGACUUUGGUGUCUGGGCUGUUAGUGACGAGGCCCAAUUUCUUAAAGGAGGAAUGGUGUGGGUGAAUUGGGAUGUAGACGAGCUCACAGCAAAAAAGGAUGAAAUCGUCAAUAGUGACCUGCUGACUGUUGCCCUCGGUGGUUGGCCAUUUAAACAAGUGUUUUACCGGCAAUCGAGAAAUAAUGGACGGAAAUAG